UUUUUCUCAUUUAACCAUUCUCGAACUGUCUCUCACUUCAGAAUAGCCACUGGGUUUAUAGAUUCAGUUGCCUUAAGGCUCUCUUUAAAUGCCUUUUACUCAUACUCAUUAAACUUUAAAUCUUUAAGGCAUUGUUGGGUUCGUCUUCAAGAACACAAAGCUAAUUUUUUUGCUGAUUUUUGAUUGUUAAAAUGGAUGUAUUUGAUGAGAAUAAUCCUAAUAUUAUGGCAAAGCCCACAAAUUUGCAAGGAGUGGAGAUGGGUGCUAAAAAGUUUGGGCAAGUCAGCAACAGAAGAGCUUUGAAUGUGUUAAAUCAGAAUCUUGUCAAGAGAGGAUUAUCAGAAAAUGGUGGAAUUUGUGAGAAAAAACAGCUUAAUCCUGGACAUAGACCAGUUACAAGGAAAUUUGCAGCACAAUUGUCAAGUACACAUCAGAAUUACACCCAGGAGAGCAAAAAGCUUAAACCUUCAGUUUCAAGCACCAAUGGAUUUGGAGACUGUAUAUUCAUAGAUGUAGAACAAAAUAAUAAGGCAGCUGAUGAAGAUCACCCAGUCCCCAUGUCUUUAGAACAAACAGAACAAUUAGUUGAUGAAAUGGAGGUUGAAAUGGAGGAUAUCAUUGAAGAAGAACCAGUUGUUGUGGACAUUGAUGGCUGUGAUGCAAAGAAUCCACUUGCAGUUGUUGAAUAUGUAGAAGAUUUGUAUAACUAUUACAGAAAAAUUGAGAAUUUUAGCUGUAUCUCCCAAAAUUAUAUGGCUCAACAAUCUGACAUUAAUGAGAAGAUGAGAGCUAUCCUUAUUGACUGGCUUAUUGAGGUUCAUGACAAAUUUGAUCUCAUGAAAGAGACAUUAUUUCUUACUAUUAAUCUGAUAGAUAGAUUUCUAUCAAAGCAAUCAGUGGUAAGAAAGAAGCUUCAGCUAGUUGGGUUGGUUGCUAUGCUCUUAGCAUGCAAGUAUGAAGAGGUUUCAGUUCCAAUUGUUGGAGAUUUGAUUCUUAUUUCAGAUAAGGCUUACAACAGGACAGAAAUUCUUGAAAUGGAAAAAUUGAUGCUUGAUAAGUUACAAUUUAACAUAUCAUUACCAACUCCAUAUGUUUUCAUGCAAAGGUUCCUCAAAGCUGCUCAAUUUGAUAAGAAGCUUGAGCUACUGUCAUUCUUCUUCAUCGAGCUUACACUUGUGGAGUAUGAGAUGCUGAAGUUUCCACCAUCUUUAUUAGCAGCUGCAGCAAUCUACACUGCUCAGUGCACUCUCUACGGCUCCAAGCAAUGGAGUAGGACUUGUGAAUGGCACAGUAACUAUUCAGAAGACAAACUUAUAGAAUGUUCAAGAUUAAUGGUUGGUUUGCAUCAGAAGGCAGGGACAGGAAAAGUAACAGGAGUAUACAGAAAAUACAACACAUCUAAGUUUGGAUACACUUCUAAAUAUGAAGCAGCUAAUUUUCUAUUAGAAAUAACAGAAGAAGCUACUUGAAGUGGGGUUUGGUUGGUGGAUUGACUGAUUGAUUUACACACAAUAAUCUGCAACAUUCUUUGGUUGUCAUCUUUAUUUAUGUUCUGCUCCAUUUGAGCGUAAAUUUGUAUGUUCCAUUUUAAUUCUAAUACAAUAAUCUCAUUGAUAUUA
This is a messenger RNA of Mercurialis annua (annual mercury), 1619 nucleotides long. RefSeq names its product G2/mitotic-specific cyclin-2-like. The record is from RefSeq and is a predicted model, not a curated record. The coding region runs from base 192 to 1469 and encodes 425 amino acids. Gene Ontology annotation, molecular function: cyclin-dependent protein serine/threonine kinase regulator activity. NCBI's taxonomy places the organism in Eukaryota, Viridiplantae, Streptophyta, Magnoliopsida, Malpighiales, Euphorbiaceae. Gene Ontology annotation, biological process: mitotic cell cycle phase transition; regulation of cyclin-dependent protein serine/threonine kinase activity. Gene Ontology annotation, cellular component: centrosome; nucleus; cyclin-dependent protein kinase holoenzyme complex. The transcript has 11 exons.